UCCAGACUAUUUUGUAUUAGUAACUGAUUUAACGAAUCGCAAACAUCAGUUAGACAUUAGACAAGAUGGAGACAGACAGCAGGAAUGACAUGCUACAUGAACAACAGUGCAAUCAGCAGCAGCAGCAAAAGCAGGAGCCCCAUGAAGAGAUCCUGACUGAUAUACAGCAGGAUACAGAGGCAGCAGAUCAGCAACAUAAUCAGCAGGGCCAGCAGUACCAAGAAGCCUACAAGGAGGUCCAGGCUGCUAUACGGCAGGAGGUGGAAGUGGCCAUGGAUCGUAUUUUCAGUCCUAUCCAUGAGCAGCUAGUGCAAAUUUGCCAACAUAUCCAUCAUUCUGCGAAUUUGAUGGGUGGCUCCAAUCAAUACUUGCCAAUGGAUAGAGCAAGUGAGGGAGAGAUGGAUUCAAAUAACUUCAUCCUACCUGCUAAGUUUCUGGAGUUUCAGGGCCAGUUGGUAGGUUUACUGUCUGAUUUAGUGAUGUGCCACAAUAAGCUUGUGGAAUGUAUCCUUGGACAAAGUCAACCUUAUUCCCAACCCUUUUCCUCUGUAGAACUUGGUGGAGGGUCUACAAAUCCGGAAGCUUCUUUUGAUGGUGAAGGAGCAGCUACUUCUCAACUGGAUGCAGGCACAGAGUCCAAAAGAAACAAAUAGUCUUUACAAGACUUUUUCUCAUCUUUAUUUCCCAAAAUUGGCAUUUUCUGAUAGCUCUUUA
Molecule: messenger RNA, 714 nt
Organism: Protopterus annectens (West African lungfish)
Lineage: Eukaryota; Metazoa; Chordata; Ceratodontiformes; Protopteridae
Product: WD repeat-containing protein AAC3-like
Exons: 2
Coding region: 66-653 (195 amino acids)
Source: RefSeq, a predicted model, not a curated record